Molecule: messenger RNA, 1028 nt
Organism: Drosophila hydei
Lineage: Eukaryota; Metazoa; Arthropoda; Insecta; Diptera; Drosophilidae
Gene: wupA
Product: troponin I
Exons: 10
Coding region: 153-947 (264 amino acids)
Biological process (GO): muscle contraction
Cellular component (GO): troponin complex
Source: RefSeq, a predicted model, not a curated record
CUAGAAUAUAGUCUGCCGUGGAUCGUCGGACCGUUCAGUCUUUUUGUAUCGUUCAGUACCAUCCGAUUCGUGUGAUCGACAGCAUCGCUCAACGUUUUUUUUUCAUUUUUUUUCCAAUUCCUUGAAGUAACUCAAAAAAAACACAAAUCAAAAUGGCUGAUGAUGAGAAAAAGGCUGCCGCGGCGCCAGCUGCACCAGCUCCAGCUGCCGCAGCUGCUGCUCCCGCUGCCAAUGGAAAGGCCGCCGCCGCCCCCGCUACGAAUGGCAAAGCGGCUGCCGCGCCCGCUGCAAAUGGCAAAGCGGCUGCCGCGCCCGCCGGCCCGCCAAAGGAUCCCAACGAUCCCAAAGUGAAGGCCGAGGAGGCUAAGAAGGCUAAACAGGCUGAGAUCGAGCGCAAGCGCGCCGAGGUGCGCAAGCGCAUGGAGGAAGCCUCCAAGGCCAAGAAGGCCAAGAAGGGUUUCAUGACCCCAGAAAGGAAGAAGAAACUCCGGUUGUUGCUGCGCAAGAAAGCCGCUGAGGAAUUGAAGAAAGAGCAGGAACGCAAAGCGGCUGAACGUAGACGCAUCAUUGAAGAACGUUGCGGCAGCCCCAGGAAUCUCAGCGAUGCCAGCGAAGGCGAAUUGCAAGAGAUUUGCGAAGAGUAUUACGAGCGUAUGUAUAUUUGUGAAGGCCAGAAAUGGGAUCUGGAAUACGAAGUCAGGAAAAAAGACUGGGAGAUCAACGAUCUCAAUGCUCAAGUCAACGAUCUUCGCGGCAAAUUCGUUAAGCCAGCCUUGAAGAAGGUCUCCAAAUACGAAAACAAAUUUGCCAAGCUGCAGAAGAAGGCCGCUGAGUUCAACUUCCGCAACCAAUUGAAGGUGGUUAAGAAGAAGGAGUUCACAUUGGAGGAGGAAGAAAAGGAGAAAAAGAUAAAAGAUGCCUCUUCUCUAAAGCAAGCCAAAAAGUAAGAAACCCGACUGGUCCAAGGGCAAGCCCGGCGAUGCCAAGGUAAAGGAGGAGGUUGAGGCCGAAGCUUAAGUGUCCACGUC